AAGCCAACUACGGAGGUUAUGGGGCAAUCUGAAGAAAAUCAGGGGGUGACAGUUCUCGUCACAGGUCAGAAUGAAACUCAGCAUUCAGCAUUGCCCAAUGUGAUAUUUCAACAAUUUGACCUGGAAGUUACACUAACCCCUGACUCCACCAUAGAGCAUGAACAUUCUUCAGCUCCAAAGAAAACAACUCCAGAACAACCUGAGGUAAUCUUUCUACCUCCAGAUAAGAUUCAGUCUGAGCAUCCCAAUCUGAAUGAAGUCAUGGUUCCACAUCAUUUUGAUGUAGAAAUUACCUUUACUCCAGAAUCAAAUAUGGAGGUUGGACUUUCUCCAACCAUACAGGAGACCUUAACUGACCUUUCAACACCACCUAAGGAUUCUACAACCCAAGCCCCAUUUUCUAUCACAGGUCCGACUCCAACCUGGACUCCAAUGACACACAAGGUCACAUCUCAACCAAUGGGCCUACCCCUUUCCACAACCUCAGAACCCACUACAGAGGCUGAAAAUUCUUCAUCCCUGAAGAAGACCACAGCUACUACUCAAGUGACAUUUCCUCUUCAAGUUCAGCAUGAAAUUAUAACUCCACAACCUACUAUUAAACUUAGUUCAGUCACAUCUGAAACUAUGCAGGAGACGCCACCCCAGCAUCUGCAGGAGACCCCAACUCUGCAUAUACAGGACACCACACCUCAGCAUGUGCAGGAGACCGCACCUCAGCAUCUGCAGGAGACCUCACUUCAGCAUCUGCAGGAGACCACACCUCAGCAUCUGCAGGAGACUACACCUCAGCAUCUGCAGGAGAACACACCUCAGCUUCUGCAGGAGACCUCACCUCUGCAUAUACAGGAGACCCCACCUCUGCAUCUGGAGACUCCAACUCAGCCUGUACAGGAGGUUCCAACUCAGCCUCUGCAGAACACCCCAACUCAGUCCCGGCAGGAGACCACAACUCGGCCCCUGCACGAGACGCCAAAUAAACCUCUGUGGAAGACUGUAACUCAGCCUAAGCAGAAGACCGGAAGCAUGCCUUGGCUGAAGACCCCAACUCAGCCGUGGCAGAAGGCCUCAACUCAGCCUCUGCCGACGCCCUCAAAUUGGCCUAAUACAAUGAAAACUCAGCCUACACGUAGGCCACAGUUAGAGGCUGUGGCUAAACCUCCAACAACAGGAUAUCACCCAGUGUCACAAUUUAUAGAGACUACUACUCCAAAGCACAGUGAAGUGACACUUGGACAUCCAUACAGGUUGCAAACUCAGCAUUCAACCUUGACUCAAGGCACAGUUAAACGAUUGACUCAAUUUCCAACAACCACCAUCACAGAAAAUGCUUUAGCUGUGCAAACGGAACAGAAUGCCCCUUCAAGCAUCAAGUUAUGUGAGCUCUGUCACUGCCAAAACCAGACACUGUCAUGUGUGGAUCUCAGCCCAGGGCAGAGGCUCCGCCAAGUUCCUGUGCCAGAUAUGGACCCCAAGAAGCAACUUUUCACUGUCUUAAGUUUCCAAGGAAACGGUAGUUCUUAUAUUGAAGAAAAUAUAUGGGCAUCGUACCGUUGGACUGAGAAACUAAUUCUCAGCAAAAAUCGCCUUACUGAAUUACAUAAGGAUUCAUUUGAAGGACUCCUAUCCCUUGAAUAUUUAGAUUUGUCCUGCAAUAAAAUACAGUCAAUUGAAAGACGGACAUUUGAAUCAUUGCCUUUCCUGAAGUUCGUGGUCUUGCCUCACAAUAUGGCCAGCUGCCUCUGCUAAUUUAAAAACAAUAUUGAGGUUAUCUGCAAGACAGUCAAGCUACAUUGUGACAGUGACUUGCUGACAAACAAUACACACUGCCUUGAAGAAGCAUCCAUAGAGAACCCAGAAGGAACAUUCAUGAAGGAGGGCUUCUCCUUAUGGCAACCAGUUUGGCUGAGGGAUAUGUACAGACCUCUCAAUGCCACACGCAAGAAAAGCAUGGCCAACAAGCUACAUGACAGGGACUCUUCCGAUGAGGAAGAGAGUUUGCAUAAGAAGAGAAAAGGCCUGCAGAGGCAGUCGCUGCCCAGGGGAAGCUGCUCUUGUGUGAAAGAGGAAGUACUCAAUGACCAGCAGAUCAUCAUGAGGCCCUUUCAAGCUGACAUUCAGAACUACACUUUUCAUUUCUACUUCAUCCCAUGGACCAAACCAAGCCACAUGGGCCCUGAUUCAUCUGUGAAGGCUCCAAUCACCCAUGCCCAAUUUCCAUCCUUUGGCGAUCAUUUUGAAUUGCAGUUAAACCAACAGCUGAGGCCCCUCAUUCCUAAUAAUGAUGUGAGAAGACUCCUGUCUCAUGUUAUCUGGACCUUAAAAAUUGACUGCUCUGAGACUGAUGUGCAAAUGGCCUGUUCUAAACUCAUCUCCAAAACGGGCCUGCUGAUGAAGCUUCUCGGUGAACAGCAAGAAGCCAAGAUGUCAAGAGCUGAGUGGGAUAUGGACCAAUGGAAAACAGAUAACUACAUCAAUGAAGCUCCAGAUGAACAGAAGGAACCAACUGAGUUAACACAAGAAGUUCCGGGAUAUGGCUAUAACAACAAAAUCAUCUUGGCAAUAUCUGUGACUGUAGUAGUAAUGAUUUUGAUUAUAAUUUUCUGUCUCAUUGAGGUAAGGACCACCAUUCAUACAUGUUUCCACAUUAUAUCUUGUUUCUGUAGUAGUAAUGAUUUUAAUUUUCUGUCUCAUUAAGGUAAGGACCACCAUUCAUGCACGUUUCCAGAUUAUAUCUUGUUUUCUGUAGCCAAA
This is a messenger RNA of Dipodomys ordii (Ord's kangaroo rat), 2754 nucleotides long. RefSeq names its product leucine-rich repeat-containing protein 37A3-like. The transcript has 11 exons. The record is from RefSeq and is a predicted model, not a curated record. Gene Ontology annotation, molecular function: protein binding. NCBI's taxonomy places the organism in Eukaryota, Metazoa, Chordata, Mammalia, Rodentia, Heteromyidae.